Molecule: messenger RNA, 3230 nt
Organism: Corticium candelabrum
Lineage: Eukaryota; Metazoa; Porifera; Homoscleromorpha; Homosclerophorida; Plakinidae
Product: alpha-L-rhamnosidase-like
Exons: 10
Coding region: 42-3065 (1007 amino acids)
Biological process (GO): carbohydrate metabolic process
Molecular function (GO): carbohydrate binding
Source: RefSeq, a predicted model, not a curated record
UGCAUAUGUGAGUGUGAGUAGGCGGUGCUUGUGAGCUGCAAAUGAUGCUUCUGCUCUUCGCUCUUAUGAGUCUCUUUGCAGGGACCGUGUCCCUUCCUCUUGCGCCAUUUCGAUUGCGUGUCGAAUACCUUGAAAACUCUAUUGCUAUUGACGUGGAAAAUCCUCGUUUUUCGUGGGCUCUUGACCACACCGAACGCGGACAGAAGCAAACAGCUUGCCGAGUUGUUGUCUAUCAUUCCAACAGAACUCAACCGCGAGAGCCAGGAGAGAUGUUCUGGGAUUCUGGAAAGGUGGCUACCAACAGGAGUACGAAUGCUGUGUAUGGAGGACCGAAGUUAACGAGAGUGACGCGCUACUUCUGGACUGUUACAUAUUGGGAUUCGUCUGGACAACAAUCACCAACCAGUGAGAUGGCCUACUUUCAAACCGGACUCAUGGCUGGAGACGAAGGCUGGGUGUUUGCAGACUGGCUGGAUGGAGAGAAAGGAAAUCAACUUCGAACGGAGUUUGCAGUUGACCAGCCAGUAGUAGCUGCUUUCCUGUACAUAAUCGGUCUCGGCUACUAUCAGGCGAAAAUUAACGGUCAACGGGUUGGCGACCACGUCUUGGGACCGUUCACAACGUUCGAAUACAGGCUGCUGUAUGAUGCUCAUGAUGUGACCGACUUAAUUCAUGUUGGUCAAAAUGCACUGUCAGUCACACUUGGACAUGGUUGGUAUGCUCAGCCUACUGUCAAUGUAGGAGGUCGAGCACUUCGCUGCAUUAUGUUUCUCAACUUUGAAGGUGGAGGAGGCUUUCCUGUAAAGACCGACACAGACUCAUGGAAGCAGACUGCUGGACCUAUUGUUGAAGAUGAUAUUUACGUCGGAGAAAUAUAUAACUCAACCAUGGCUACUCCAAGAUGGGAUAUGCCUAGUUAUGAUGACAGUCACUGGGCUAAUGCAACAGCAUUGAAGAACUCACCAACAGGAAAUCUGUCAGCACACAUGAUGCCUCAUGCAAAGAAAGUGAACACAUACACUGCUUUGUCCAUCUCUGAGCCUGCACCAGGCACUUUUGUGUAUGAUUUUGGACAAAACAUGGCUGGAUUUUGUACAUUACGUUUGGAUCAGUCAGGUCCUGCAGGCACAAACAUUACAUUGCUGCAUGCCGAGAUGAUGUUUGAAAAUGGAUUUGUUCAACAUCGCUAUCACAACUCUCCGGAACUGACCGUCUACAUCUUUGGUGGUGAUGAAUACUCCAUUGAGUUUGAACCUCGUUUUACCUAUUAUGGCUUUCGUUAUGUCCAAGUUACUGGCUUUCCCGGAACGCCUAAUUAUCUCUCAUUGGUGGCACAUUUCGUCCACACUGAUGUGAAUGAAGAGAGUAGUAUUGUAUUCAGUAAGGAUCACGACAUUCUCAAUGGAGUUCAACAUAUCACGCGAUUUGCUAGUCUUUCAAAUUUCAUAAGUAUCCCAACUGACUGUCCUCAGCGAGAACGUCGAGGUUGGUUGGGUGAUGCUCAGCUCUCUGCAGAGUUUACCAUCCAUAAUUUCGACAUGGCAUCAACCUACACAAAGUUUUUAAGAGACAUUCGUGACACUCAACUGUUUGUAGCGAAAGAAAAUAAAGGGGAUGGAGCAGUUCCUGAUUGUGUUCCAUGGUAUCAUCAUGGUGGACUACCAGCAGAUCCUGCAUGGGGUGUUGCUUACACACUUAUCACAUACUGGAUGUAUCAUUACUAUGAUGACCAUCAGAUUAUUGAACAACACUACGAGGGAGUAAAAGCCCAUCUCGACAACCUUCGAUCUCGUGUUGAUUCUAAAUCUGGUCUGCUUACAGCCAGUCGUUAUGGUGACUGGUGCUCUGUUGCAAAAGAAGGCACAGGGUGUGGUUAUGCUAGUCCUCUUGUUUCAUCAAGCUACUUCAUCCAACAACUGGAGUUAGUUGCGUGGUUUGCAGAAAUGCUCAAUAUGACUGCAGACUCUGAAAUGUACAAGAAGGAAGCAGACACUGCUAAGGAAAGCUUCAAUAAAGUGUUUUAUAAUCCUUCGACCAAAUCAUAUUCUGACGGCAGUAUCAGCGGGCAAACAACACAUUCCAUGCCGCUAGUUCUGGGACUAGUGCCCGAAGCGGAUGUGCAAGGUGUAGUUAACAACUUGGUGAAGUAUACCAACAGCAUAAAUGAUCACCUCAACACUGGUAUUGUUGGAACAAAAUUUUUGCUUCCUGCACUGACUGAUCAUGGCCAAUUUGAUCUUGCUCUCAAAGUUGCAUCACAGAAAACCGAACCAAGCUGGGGUUGGAUGGUGGUGCAGGGAGCAACGACACUCUGGGAAAGCUGGGUAGGGACUCAGUUCCAUGGAGUCAGUUCUCGCAAUCACAUCAUGUUUGGAGGGCAAGGUCCAUGGUAUUACCAGGCGAUUGCUGGUAUCAACAUGGUGGAAGGAACAAACGGAUAUCAACAUCUACGCAUUCAACCAAGACUCACUGCUAAUACAACACUGAUGGCUGUUGAUGCCACAUUGGGUUCAAUACGUGGUGAGAUCCGUUCUUCCUGGUCACAGAUGGGCAGCAUGAUUUGUGCCACUGCUGAUGAAAACAAGAACGCAAUACUAGUGUGUCCUCCUGGUGGUGUCAUUGAUCACAUCAAUUUUGCCUCAUUUGGUACACCCAACGGUUCAUGUGGUGACUUUCAGAUGUUCAACUGCAGCUCAAAUAACUCUGUCGCUACAGUAAUGAAGGACUGUAUGGGCAAGUCUCAGUGUACAAUUACAGCUACAAAUGACCACUUUGGAGGGGAUCCUUGCACUGAUGUAUUGAAACAUCUUGUUGUUCAAGCUUCAUGUAAGGGAGGAGCAAUGUUCUCGCAAGAAGUUACAAUACCAGUCAAUAGUGAUGCUGAGAUCCAUGUACCAACUCUUGGUAAUGAUCCUAGUGUAGUAACCAUCACUGAGAUGGGGCAUACCAUUUGGAAGGAAGGCCAUUUUACUGCUGAAGCGGGUAUUGGUUCUGCCAAAGCAGGUGAAGGAGAAGUAGUGUUCCAGGCUGGCUCUGGGACAUAUGUGUUUGUGCUGUCCAUGUAAGACUGUUCUGUUGUUUUGUCUACUUGUUGCUGAUCACUAGAAGUCUCGUUUUCAUUGACAAAGACAACACAUUGUUUGGAUAUAUCAUUUUUGUUUUCAUGCCUAGUUCUGUGAAACAUUUAAACAGUCAUUGGAAAAUAUAGUGGUCGUUAACUUUGAUCCAAA